This is a messenger RNA of Epinephelus fuscoguttatus (brown-marbled grouper), 1463 nucleotides long. RefSeq lists its product as uncharacterized. The record is from RefSeq and is a predicted model, not a curated record. NCBI's taxonomy places the organism in Eukaryota, Metazoa, Chordata, Actinopteri, Perciformes, Serranidae. The transcript has 6 exons. Bases 313 to 1278 code for a protein of 321 amino acids.
GUCCUCCAGUGGCUUGCAAGCCAAGUAGAUGCAAGCAAAGAUUUUAAGAUCUGCAUCACCCGGGACAACCUCAUCCAAAGAGGCCUAAUUCAGUGGCAGAGACAGAAGAAGGGCUCCCCUGUCAACAAACUCAAUGUGACUUUCAUUGGUGAAGCUGGAAUCGACACUGGAGCAUUAAGCAAAGAAUUUUUGACUGGUAAUGUAUCUUUUAUGACAAUCUCUCGCACCAAACACUACUGAAAUCAGGUUCAUAGGUACAAUAUUUUUUAUUUACUGAACUGUGUUUUCUGUCAUCAUUUAUUGUAUUUAGAAAUGAUGCAUGGCAUUGAGAGGCGAUUGUUUGAGGGCAGUGGCAAGAAGGGAAAGAGUCCUGUCUACUCUAUGUGUGACCUAGAAAAUGGUUUCUACAGAACUGCAGGAGAAGUGUUUUCUGUCAGCUUAGCUCAGGGUGGCCCAGCACCAUGCUUCUUCAGAAAUUGGUGUUACCAGUUUCUUGCAACAGGGGAUUUUGAUGCUCUGCAGCUGACCAAAGAUGAUGUGGAUGAUCUUGAAUAUGCUUUACUCAUCGAAAGGGUGGAGGCAGCAACUGAUCUGACACAGUUGACAGAUGAAAUCGUGAGUUGUGGUUACACUGGUGUGCUAAAGAUGGACCGAAAGGACAGUAUCAUAAGAGCCAUUGUUCUGCAUGCUACAAUGCGUCUGACUCCUAUGCUUCAGCAAAUUAGAAAUGGGAUGAAGAUCUACAACCUUCUGGAUGUGAUUGGGAAGCAUCAAACUCUCUGCUCAAGCCUGUUUGUCCCCAAAGAGGACGAUGACAGACCGGAUGCUGAUUACAUAAUGAGUAUCCUAGUGCCUGAGCUGAGUGAGAAGGGAAGUCCAAGGCAAGCAAGAGAAAAUGCCAUCAUCAACUUCCUCCAGGACUUUCUACAAGACCUAGAAAUCACAGGUCAGAAUGAAGACCAGAAAAUGUGUGAGCCUCUGACCCAAGAGGAGCUGCUAAGUGAAGGGCACUGGAAUCAACAAAAACACGCAAGCCUGUCUGUCCCAACAGUAAUGCAGUGGUUAACUGGACAAAGGCACAAGCCCCUUCUUCCAUCAGAGAGGGCAGAUUUUAAAAUAAAUCUAAGAUUUGAACACCACUGUAAUGAGAAAAUGCCUGGUCACCACAUGUUUCCCACUUGUAAGUGCCUGCACAAAUACAAUAACUAUUCCUGUCGAACAUAUGAAAACAUACACAGAGUUCAGAGAUAUAAUGACAGUAGCAAUCAGAAUGGGUAGAGACUUCAGUCGUGUGUAGAGGUCAUGUUUUGUGACCACUGAUGUUUACUUGAAAGUCAGCCAGUAUUGUGAAUUUUUUUUUUUGCAUUUUUGUUAAAUCUGUUCAGUGAGCUAUUUAUUGUUCUGAGAGAGUCUUAAAAAAAUACAGAUAGCAUAACCCUAACCAUAAAAACAGCUCAAUAUUA